Lates calcarifer (barramundi perch) is the source of this 481-nucleotide messenger RNA. RefSeq names its product serine/threonine-protein phosphatase 2A 56 kDa regulatory subunit delta isoform-like. Bases 74 to 481 code for a protein of 135 amino acids. Lineage: Eukaryota; Metazoa; Chordata; Actinopteri; Centropomidae. The transcript has 4 exons. The record is from RefSeq and is a predicted model, not a curated record.
ACCAGCCAUCUGCCGUCAGUGUGUGACCACAGCCUAACCGCGACCUGCUGACACUGGGGAUUCCCAUCUCAAUAUGCCUCACAAGAGCAAAAAAGACAAGGAAUCAUCCAAAUCUGGAAGAUCUAAAAAAUCUGGAAGUAAAAAUGGGCCUGCAGUUGACCAAGAAGGCUCCAAUAAGAAAGUGCCUCCUGCAACUCAGCUGAUGAGGGUAAAGCAGCCGGGGUCACACUCGGCCGUGAAGAAGGAGAAGAGAUUCAGCACUUCCUCUUUCCCCCUCAGUGCUAACAGAGAGCUACACAAACUACCUGCACUAGCAGGUAUGCCUUCUUCAGUAUAUACACUGUAUCUCUAUAAACAGCUAUCACUCUUUUCUCCAUCCAAUCACCGUCCUUCUCCGCCAACAGCCUUCGCCUUCAUUGCUCCAGAGCAGCCGGAGCUCGGCCAAUCAGGCGCCUCCUUCACUGCUUACAUCACUAACUAG